AUGAGUGAAACAAGUGAGUUAUUAGAAACCUCUACGGAUGACUCGGUGCAACGACCACCAAGACCACCUGGUCCUGCAUUAGGACCCUACUAUCAGUUUAUCACAACAGAUUUAAAAAGUAUGCAAUGGAUUGGAAGUGCUUUAAUAUUUCGGCAUGUUUCAUGUGCUCGACCAUCGAUUGAAUUCAACGCAAAAGCUGCCGUUACUUACGAUUGGGAAGUUUUAUACGAAAAUUUAUUUGAUAUGCGAGCUUAUCGAGUCAAUAUCAGUAUUGAAUUACAUAGAGGCAAAUAUGACGAAAAAGUCAAUUGGGAAGUUGAUUGGGGUGAUUAUACAACAAAUGGAACAUUUCGCAUUGCUCAGUAUGAUCAAAAAUGGCGCGGUGCAUUUUUUUCCUGUAAUGGUUUUGAUGCUACUAUUUCGAAGGAGGUGGCACUGGGCUUAACUUACAAUGCUGUAUGGGACGAUCUACUUUCUAUUCAUGAAAUCAAUCCGUUUCAUCUUCUAGUUUGGGGCGGUGAUCAAGUCUAUAAUGAUUUCGUUCUUGAAGAUAUUCCCUUUCUUCAAAAUUGGUCUCGUAUGGAAUGGGAUGAAAAAUGGAAAUUUUCAAUUACAAAAGAAGCAGCACAAGAAAUCGAACAAUACUAUUUUAAUAACUAUACUGAACAUUGGGAACGCCGGCCAGAAAUGAAGCAAGCACUAGGAUCGGUUCCAAGUCUUAUGAUGUGGGAUGAUCAUGACAUUUUCGAUGGUGCUGGAUCUUAUCCACCGUUAUUGAAUGACAGUCCAGUCAUGACAGAAUUAUUUCGCAUGGCACAAAAAAUGCGACUUCUCUUUCAGCAUCAUACAACGCCGAGCAAAGCUCGACAACAUCGAUUAUUCGGGUAUCAGGGUCACAAUUUUCUUGCUCAGUGCGGCCCAAAUUUAGCCUUGUUGGGUACGGAUGGUCGUUCGGAACGCAGCAAUCAAACAGUUGCACAUGAAAAUUCAUGGAAUAUGAUCUUCGAAAAAUUGGAUAAUGAACUAGAAAAUGUCCAACAUUUGAUUGUUUUAGUAGCUGUUCCAUUUUCAUUUCCACGUUUUCGACUGGCUGAAUCAUUGCUUGACACAUGGAAAAAAGUGGUUAUGCGAUGGCGAAAUAUUCCAUUUAGUCAACAGACAAAUUCCGUGUUUGGAUUACCUGAACUCUAUGAUGAUCUACUAGAUGAAUGGACACACGAAGCGCAUAUUGAAGAGCGAAACCGUAUUCUUGCUCGUCUUCAAGAAUUUUCUGAAAAGAAAAGAACACGAGUAACAUUGUUCAGUGGUGAUGUUCAUUGCUGUGGUGUCGCUCGGUUUCGAACCAAAAGACAUGCUACACCACCUCUUCAUGAUUCCAAAUUGAUGUAUCAAAUAAUUUCAUCUGCCAUUGUCAAUAGUCCACCACCAAGAAUAGUUAUUCGUGCUGCACAUCUAUUUAGUACUACAUGGUAUCCGAUUGUUAAAACCGAAGAAGCGCUGAUUGAAUUUUUUAAUCAAGCACCUGAAUAUGGAGCAAAAUUGUUUCUACGAAAAUUGCUUCCAAAUCGAAAUUGGUGUUAUUUUGAACAGUGUGAAAUGAUGGAUUGGACUCCUCAAGAUAGUGUUGCUAACAGUGGUUUUUUGGACUCUUAUUUUUGGUCCAUUGUUGAUUAUCUUCUAGUAUUGAUUGGUUUGAGCACGAUUGUCAGUUGGAAAAAUAAAAGAACUAAGAAGAAAGUAGCACUAAACAGCAAAAGCAAAUUGUCGUCAACGUCUCGUUCGCAAAAUCAACCUAAACGAGAAAUCAACAAUUUAAAGGUGCAAUUUUGGUUGGAAAACACGGAGAAAAGUAAUGGCGUAGUACCUUUUUCAAAUUAUGAUUUAUUUAUUCCGGAUUUGCAAUAA
Molecule: messenger RNA, 1905 nt
Organism: Rotaria socialis
Lineage: Eukaryota; Metazoa; Rotifera; Eurotatoria; Philodinida; Philodinidae
Source: the annotation of a GenBank genome assembly